Molecule: messenger RNA, 2447 nt
Organism: Doryrhamphus excisus (bluestripe pipefish)
Lineage: Eukaryota; Metazoa; Chordata; Actinopteri; Syngnathiformes; Syngnathidae
Source: RefSeq, a predicted model, not a curated record
AUGCUUGCUGGUUGGCUGAGAAUGAUGUAAGACAGGUUCAUGGGACAGGUACUGGGAAGGAAGGGUUGACUGGAAUGAUAUGAAUAAGGAUGUCGUCGCUGUGAGAACAGUAGCCACCAUGUCCUCGCUUACCAAUAAAGCCAAGACCCUGCUGGAGUCCAAAAAGGGUUUUCCUGCUUUCAUGAAGAAGUACCUCAUCCUCAUCAUCUUCUGCAUAGUGGUUUGUCUUCUUAACGCCUGGCUGAGAGCAACCUGGUCUCCAUUGGCUUCCAUCUUCUCCAGCUCCAACCACACCACCAAACUCCAACCCAACUUGACCGUCCUGCUGUGGUACUGGCCCUUUGGCAUCCCAGAGGACCUCCACGGGGACGUGUGCUGGGACCUCUACCGCAUCCCAGGCUGCAGAGUCGUGACGGAAAGGUCUUUGUUUUCAGAGGCGGACGUGGUGGUGUUCCACAACAAAGAACUGGUGAUUAAACGGGAGAAACUGCCGAUGGAGCUCCCCAGGCCGCCGGGCCAGAGGUGGGCUUGGCUGUCCCUGGAGUCCCCUGCCCUCAACGGAGACGUGAAGGGAUUAGGGGGGGUCUUCAACCUCACGGUGAGCUACAGGAGGGAUGCAGAUGUCAGCAUUCCAUACGGUGAGCUUCUACCACGAGGACCUGAAGAUGUAGUGGAGGACAACCUACAGAAUAAAACCGAUCUGGUCUGCUGGGUGGUCAGCAACUACAGGCUUUCCCACACAAGAACCAAACUGUGCAAAGAACUCACGACCAUCAUCCCUUUGAAGGUCUACGGAAGACUCACCACUCCUCUCAAGCCGGAAGAACUUCUUCCCACCCUCUCUCGCUGCUACUUCUACUUGGCUUUCGAGAACUCCCUCUCCAAAGAUUACAUCACCGAGAAGCUGUGGAGGAAUGCUUUUCAAUCCGGGGCGGUUCCGGUGGUCCUGGGAGCGCCGUUGCAAGAUUACAAAGAUGUGGCGCCUCCUCACUCUUUCAUCCACGUCGACGAGUUUGCUUCGGUGAAAGAGCUGGCAGAGUAUCUGCACAAUCUGGCGGGCGACCCCGAGCGCUAUGGCGAGUAUCUGCGAUGGAGGACAGACUGGAAGGCAAAGACUGACGACAGCUAUCGCUGGGUACUGUGUCAGGUCUGCGCGCAGUACCACAGCUUCCCUCAGCACAAGGUCUACGCUGACCUGGCAGCCUGGCAAGCCGAGACUACGGUCUGAGCUUGCAGCGUACACAAGAACACAGGAGGAACCUCUGGAGUCCAUCGUUAGCAUCCAGGAAAUAUUUGUUCCUCGUCACAAAAAAUGUGUAAUGUGGGCGCUCCCAUUGUUUUCACACCACGAUAACUGUACGUUACUGAAAUAUUGUGUUAAAUAAUAAUAACUUGUAAUAUAAUCAUAAAAUAAACAGGUGGAGGAGAUGCUAGAAGAGUGGAGGUUUGUCCUGGAAAGGAGAGGAAUGAAAAUUAGCUGCAGCAAGACGGAGUAUAUGUUUGUGAAUGAGGCGGACCCAAGUGGAAGAGUGAGGUUACAGGGAGAAGAGAUACAGAAGGCGGAGAAUUUGAAGUACCUGGAGUCAACAGUCUAGAAGAAUGGAGAUUGUGAUAAGGAGGUGAAGAAGCGUGUGCAGGCAGGAUGGAACAGGUGGAGAAAAGUGUUUAGAAGAGUUUCAGCUAAAAUGAAAGGACAGGUAUACUUAACUGUGGUGAGACCAGCCAUGUUGUUUGGUCUAGAGACAGGAAGCAGAACUGGAGGUAGCAGAGAUGAGGAUACUGACGUCCACAUUGGGAGUGACCAGGAUGGAUAGGAUCAGGAAGGAGUACAUCAUAGCGACAUUACAUGUUAGAGGCCUUGGAGAUAAAGUCCUUUAGGCCAGACUGAGAUGGUUGGGACAUGUCCAGAGGAGAGAUAGUCAAUAUAUUGGUAGAAGGAUGCUGCCAGGUAGGAGGCGUAGAUGAAGACCAAAGAGGAGGUUUAUGGAUCUAGGAGGUGGAGUUGGGUGAGCUUUCAAAGCAGGAUAUCCGGGACUAGUGUUAAAGGCAGAACGGGAGUCGGCACACAGUCGAGGUGCUAGGACUUUUCCUGAUGCCCUGAUGGUACUGGGACUAGUAUCCUGUGCAGACCAGUUGGCAGACAUUUUCUUGUUUGUUCCUUGACUUUGUUUGUUCCUUCUUAAUAAUUCUAGAACCGUGGCUCCGACUUUUCCGAUGAUGAAAACAUUAGCGAAAAUUGCAAAGGGGGAGAUCUGUUGUUCAGGAAAAUGUGGAUCUAUUCCAGUUUGCUUUUCCGUCAGGCAAAGGGGGAGUACUGUCGCGAUCCUUAAGUUAGCCUGUGGGAAAAGUUGGUGCUGGAAGGAAGCUAUACAUUCCAGCCUCAGGUGGAUGUCGUAUAUUAAAAAAUCUCAUCAGAGGUUGUAUUUUUAUUGUAACCUUUGCAGUUU